CGUAGGAGUACUGAUAAAUUUCCAAAUAAACGAAGUCCACUCUAUGAGUCCAUUUCCAAACGAUCGAUAAUUUAUUAUCUGUCCCACGCUUUGGCGGGAACGCCCGCCCGGAUAUAGAAAAAAAAAAGAUUGUUAUUUUUAUUAUUUUGUAAUUAAUUUUAAUAUGAGUGUAUAAAUAAUGUGUUUAGUGCAAUGUGAUGAAAUUGUGUUAAUAUGAGGAGAUACAAAAAUUAUGUUAUGUUGUUUGUACCACGCCGCAGCACCAUAAUGCGUCUCUCCCUAGCGCUCGUGGUAUUCAUACCACUGCUGUGGUGCUGGUUUACCGUGGAUGUGGUAGCGCAGGGUCUGCUGCCAGCGGUGGUACUGCAGGACUUGGAUCAUCUGCAAAGGAACAGGAAUCUGAAGGAGUAUGUGGAUAAUAUCCAACUGCUAAUAGAGCCAUCUACACCACCAUGCGAUAAUCUCUUAGCAAUAGUGACGUCAUCGCCGCUCCGUUUCGCUCAACGCGACGCGAUUCGCGCGACAUGGGGAAAGGGGUUGAGAACGUUAUUCUUGCUUGGGGUUAAUGGGGGUCGGGAGGAAGAUCUACUGGUAGACAAUUACAUAGAGGCGAAGCUACACAGUGACAUGAUAAUAUACCAGUUCAACGACCACUACCAGAACCUGACCCUCAAGACCGGUCUGAUAAUGAAGUGGACCCUGGAGAAAUGUCCCUCAACCAGCUGGCUGUUGAAGACUGAUGAUGAUGUACUGGUUAACCCUUGGAGGAUGAGGGAAGUGGUGAAUGGGUCCCAGGCAGCCCUGAUAGGGUACAGGAAAGAAAACAACUACCUCCAUCGAGAUCCUUACAACAAGUGGUUCGUACCAAAAUGGCUGAUACGAAAUGAUCAUGUACCACAAUACCUCUCUGGUACGGGGUAUUUAAUUAAUGUGAAAUACAUACAACAAAUCCUAGAAGCGGCAUAUAAAGUGCCCAUGAUUAACUUAGAGGAUGUUUAUUUUACGUAUCUAGUCGCUAACCAAACCGCCGGUUUAAAUUUAACCCACGAUCGUAGUUUAAGUCCGUAUAAACCGUGGUUACCGAUUAGUUGUUUGUAUUGGGGGUUAGCAUCGGCCCACAGUUUAAACCCCCAAGAGAUUCUGAAAUGGGGGUCGCGUAUAUUAGAAAUGGGUCGGGAUUAUGAGAAUAAUGAAACUUUUUGUGCGUUUGAUAGUUUUAGUGAAUGGCUUUUAUAUUGAUAGAUUAAAAAACUACGAUAAAAAGUCUUCGAUUCUGAAGGGGGCGUUAUGUUGGUUACAAAUGGGUCGUAAUUAUGAGAAUAAUAAAACUAUGUUUGUGUUUGUUAGUUUCUAUUUAAAAUGUAGUAUUAAUUUGAUUUAUAAAUGUAUGGAUAUUUUAACGAUGACAAAAAAAUAAGCCUCAAUGAGAUUCUGAAAUGGGGGUCACGUUUGACAGAAAUUAUUCUCAUAAUUACAAUAAUUCACAACCCAUGAUUUUUAGAGAUUUUUCUAAAACUUUGUUUUGGUAAAUUUUAUGAAUGGCUUUUAUUUUAAUUUGUUAUUAAUUUUGUUUAUAAAUUGUAGAGGCAUGGUUUGAAUAUGUAAUAUUAAUUUAAAAAUAAAAUUUAUAAUUAGGGUUGGAUGGAUGACAAAUAGCAAUUAGUCAUAUUUUAAUGAUUAUUCACAGUAUACUUUAUGCAAAGUUCAAAACAAAAUGUGAUAACGUUGUGCCAAAUUAGUAUUAUUAAUGUAUUACAAUUUUUAUGAAUAAUUUACUAUAAUAAAGCUGAAGAGUUUGUCUGUUUGUUUGCUUGAACGCGCUAUAAUUUGAUAUAAAAUUAAAAGUUAUUUUGUUAUUAUUAUAACCAAUACAAGAUUUAAUUUUACGUUUUAGUUGUAUGUAAUAGUUAUUUGUAAUCUUGACUGACUUUUAACCAGUUACAUCUAGAUUAUAAAAGCAUUUUUGUAAAUUAUUGA
Colias croceus (clouded yellow) is the source of this 1977-nucleotide messenger RNA. RefSeq names its product beta-1,3-galactosyltransferase 5-like. Lineage: Eukaryota; Metazoa; Arthropoda; Insecta; Lepidoptera; Pieridae. The record is from RefSeq and is a predicted model, not a curated record. Bases 214 to 1239 code for a protein of 341 amino acids. Gene Ontology annotation, molecular function: hexosyltransferase activity. The transcript has 6 exons. Gene Ontology annotation, cellular component: membrane.